UGGGCGGCUGCUAAGAGCGAUGGCGGUAGCGGCGGAGCGGAUGUUUUCUGGUUUUUAAUACAAGAGAACCAACCGCAACCUCUCCGCUAUGAAGAAGAAGCUGUAAAACAUAAGCGCGGACAUCUUUUUUCGAACGCGACCAGGAUACUCUGGUUUUUAAGUAAACUCUUAACUUCCGUCUUGUUCACGUUAGCCGCUAGCUGUUAGCCGUUAGCUACUAGCUAGUAGUAGCCAACUGUCCCCCGAUCCGUUCCGCGGCGUUGAUGACGUUUCCUCAGCGCACAGAAGGGUUUUAGUCACAUUAAUUAGUGGCGCUUCCGCGGGGGGGGUUUGGACCCCACAGUCACCAUGAGGACCCUUCCUCUCGUCGCAGCCCUUUUCUUUCUUCACACGGGCCACUGCGCCGUUAAGCCGCCUGUGGAAGAGGAGCCGGAGCUCGAGACCCUACGUGACAUGCUGUCAGACUUCGAGGUUCUCCCCAUGUCCAGCCUACGUCAGCACUCUGUUAGGAAAAGGGAAGUCGCAGCUGCGUCCCAGAUGGAAAAGCUGUUCAGCUUUUCAGCUCUCAACAGGCAUUUUAACCUGUACUUGACGACUAACCGGGAGCUGUUCACCAAAGAAUUCAAAGCAGUGUUUGUAGACGGCAAGGGGAAGGAACACGAGUACGAGGUCCCGAUUCAGAACUUCUUCAGCGGGCAUGUUGUAGGGGAGGAGCACUCCCGAGUGCAGGCACACAUAGACGGAAACGAAUUCUCCGCACACAUUCUGACUGAUGAAGCAGAGUACAAUGUUGAGCCCCUGUGGAGGUUUACAAACACACCCCAUGAUGACAGGCUGCUAGUCUACCGCUCAGAGGACAUCAAGAACAUCAGCCGGCUUGUGUCGCCCAAGGUGUGCGGAUACGUGAAGGCGGAGGCCCAGGACCUGGUGCCAGAAGGGGCGACUGAUGUCGAGAGUAAGGAGAAAGAAGGGCACCUCCAUAGGGAGAAGAGGCAGACCCACAACCACAAGAAGAACACCUGUCCUCUGCUGUUGGUGGCAGACUACCGCUUCUUCCAGCACAUGGGCCGCAGAGAGGAAAGCACCACCCUCAACUACCUGAUCGAGCUGAUUGACCGAGUGGAUGACAUCUACAGGAACACAUCCUGGGAUGAGGAGUACAAAGGAUACGGUGUGCAGAUCCAGCAGAUCAUCAUCAACAAGGAACCCACUCCUGUUCGACCUGGAAUUGCCCACUAUAACAUGUAUGGAAGUCCUGUAACCAACAAGGACGUGUGGGAUGUCAAGAAGCUCUUGGAGCAAUUCAGCUCUGACAUCGCGGACAAUGCCUCUACCGUGUGUCUGGCUCACCUCUUCACCUAUCAGGACUUUGAUGAGGGCACUUUGGGCCUGGCCUAUGUGGCCCCGCCCAAGCCACAUUUCCUGGGUGGCCUCUGUCCUAACGCGUACUUUCCAACAGCGACCAAGAAGCGGACUUACCUCAACACUGGUUUAACUAGUACCAAGAAUUAUGGGAAGACCAUUCUUACCAAAGAAGCAGACUUGGUGACCACUCAUGAGUUGGGCCACAACUUCGGAGCAGAGCAUGACCCUGACAACAUUCCCUACUGUGCUCCCAGCGAUGACCUCGGUGGGAAAUACGUCAUGUACCCCAUUGCAGUGAGCGGAGACCAUGUCAACAACAAGCGCUUUUCCAACUGCAGCAAGAUCUCCAUUGGAAAGACGCUGAGACACAAGGCCCCGCUGUGCUUCAGAGAGAGGGACAGCAAGGUGUGCGGGAACUCGCGUGUGGAGGACGGGGAGGACUGUGAUCCAGGUCUUCUCCACCUGACUGAUGAUCCCUGCUGCACCUCGUCCUGCAAGUUCAGGCCCGGGGUCCAGUGCAGUGAUCGAAACAGUCCCUGCUGCAAGAAUUGCAGCUUUGAGAAAGCAGGGAAGGUCUGUCAGGAGUCCAUCAACGCUACCUGCAAGGGGGAGUCCAAAUGCACAGGCAACAGCAGUUUGUGCCCGCCCCCCAUCAGCGCCCGCGACGACACGAUCUGCGUAGACAUGGGUCGCUGUCGCAACGGCGAGUGCAUUCCAUUCUGCCAGGCAAUUGAGAAGCUCGCGCCUUGUGCUUGUAACGAGACUGAUGACUCCUGUAAGGUCUGCUGCCGAGACAAGGCUGGGGUGUGCGCCCCCUUCAGGCAGAAGAACGGAGAAUUCCUGUUCCUUCGCAAGGGGAAGCCGUGCACUGUGGGCUUCUGUGAUGAGGGGGGGAAGUGCAUGAAACAGGUCCAGGAUGUCAUUGAAAGGCUGUGGGACUUCAUUGACAAACUAGAUAUCAACACAUUUGGGAAGUUUUUGGCGGACAAUAUAGUGGGCUCGGUGGUGGUUUUCUCUCUCCUCUUCUGGAUACCGCUGAGCAUCCUGGUGCACUGUGUGGAUAAAAGCCUUGACAAGGAAUAUGAGGAAAACAACAAGUCUCUAUUCUACCCCAGCCAGAUGUUGGAGGUGUGUAGUAGAACUCUGUCUACAGAACGCGGAGAUGCUGAGCAGCCUGGAGUCGGUCCCCGUGCGCAUCGUCAAGCCUCCGCCAAACGCGCUGUCGGCAGCCCGCUUCCAGCCCCAGCACCAGCCGCUGACCACGAGCACGCCACCCCUCGCCCCCUCCCUUACCCCGGCCGGCGGCGGGCCCAAACAGGAGCCGCUGCGAAUGGCCACCAUCCAGGAGGACCCCAGCUCCGACUCCCAUCUGGACGAGGACGCGCUGGAGGACGAGUUCCCUCCCAGCAGCUCCGCCAACAAAUCCUUCGAGGAUCUGACGGAACAGCCGCCGACACGCAGUGACAAAGCGCUGGCCUUUCGGCUGAAGAGACAGGCGCGCGUCGACAGCAAGGAGACCGAGUGCUGAGUGCGGAAGGCAGAACAUGAGGGUGCAGGAACACCAGCACUAAGGUGCACAGCAUUACACGAAAAGGACUGAUGCGCUUAGUUCAAUUCUAGAUGCAAAGAAUAUGCAAUUUUUUUUUUUUUUAUUAUAAAUAAGGAGAAAAUGUCACUUUGUCAUGUUUUUGUCAGGCUGUAAUGCCAGAGACUGCACUUAGAAAGUAAUGAUGCAAAAGAGGUCUGAAAAAACAAAUGCGAUGUGCCUUUGGUUACUGAGAUGCAGUAGAACCCCAGCUGUGCUCGCUCACUCAGGUGCUGCCGGGAAUGUUGACCACUGUCAUUCUCUGAUUUUUCUCCACAACUGUCCACUAAUUCAUGUUGGUAAAAAACUUAGACAAGCUUCAAACUCACCUCUGGUGAAUGGUAGUGAUUCUUUGGUGUAAACAAGUUGCUCGAAGGUGUUACAUUCUGUUGCGGUUCCUCCUCAUAGUUAAUUCUGUUUGUGUGUCUAGUUGCUUUUACGUUAACUAGUCUCACUGCGAAGGACAGGGAAGCAGAUUGGUGCUGCACAACUAUUUAGUAUUCACAGUAUGUACAUUCAUCCAAGUCAUUGUUAGGUAGCUGUUCCCGUCAGCAAGCAUGACUAGUGUGGACUGUCAGUGCAGUGUGAGAAUAUUUUGUGUAGAAUACACCCAAAAGGGGGCUGAUCCUGGGUUUGGCAGCCGUGGUCCUCUCAGGCCACAGGCUGAUUGAUUUGAUUGAUUUAAGCAGAAAGGAAGAGCAGGUUACCUACCCUGUGGCAGGUAAGGACCACAAUUCUCUGUCAGUGAGUGAGUAACACCCUCCUGCUUCAUGGUGAGCUGUUGCACCUGAAGGCUUGAGGUGCAAGUUGUGAUACCGUGUUUCACCACAUCUUGCGUUCCAGGCCAGCAGUGAUGGAGAACUAGUCCACUUGUUUGCUGCCCUAGCUGGUUGUUCCUGGAGUGAUUCACUCUGUACAGGUGGAAGCCACUGAGGACUGGACCGCUAUCUGCACAAGUUGUACGUAUUCGUGCUGGAGGAAGUGUUACUGCAGGACGGCGUUGGUGUGUUGGGUGCCACUGCUGCACUGAAAUAUAGCUGAUUUUAUGACGUUUAGAUUGAAAUUUUAUUUUCUUCUAGAAAAUAAAAUGAUCACCUGUUUUUUGUGUCAAGUGGGCCUGUCUUGUUUAAAAUUGUUUGAGCAUUCUUUCUAAGUGUCUGUGGUUUUCUCAAUCCUGUUAACAGCUCACUCUCAUAUGAACUACCUUUGAUCGGUUUGUCAUGCAGCUAGUUUAUCCGUUCACUUACUAAGUAAAUGUGGCUGUGAAUGAUUUUCUUCUUUUAAUCAGUAUAACUGUGGACAGCCCAUGAACUGACUGACUGCAACUUUGCUCCAACUCUAGUUUUUUGUAAUUACUUUGGAUUCAAAGUGUAUUCUGUUGUUGCCAAUGUGUUUUUUUUUGUUCUUUUUUUUUUUUUUGUCUCUGCCGAAUCAGUUUUGCCACACACACUUGUGAAGUCACUCUGAAAAGUGGUAUCCACCACUGGAACACCAUAAUCCAUACUGCUGACUGACUAAAGUAUUUGUGGUGGCCAUUUGAAACAUCUUGUAAGAUUUAUUUUAUUUACUGUAUUUAGAUAAUUUUCAGUUAUGGCCCUGUUGCCCUGCAAGUUAAAUGUGUGUGGGGAGGUGGCAUGAGUUACUGCCUGCUUCUUAAGGGUUCCUGUUGUCCUGAAGGAGCACCACAAUCCUGGAAGCCUACAGGGUUUGUUCAUUGUUUCCUGUGUGUAAUGUAUUUACACAAAAAGCCUUGAUGCUAAGAGCCAAGAUGUGACUUGUCCUUUUUAUUUUAAGCAUGACAGUGCACAAUGGAGGAAAAAAUUGAGUUGUUUUAACAUUAAACA
Molecule: messenger RNA, 4794 nt
Organism: Scleropages formosus (Asian bonytongue)
Lineage: Eukaryota; Metazoa; Chordata; Actinopteri; Osteoglossiformes; Osteoglossidae
Gene: adam17a
Product: ADAM metallopeptidase domain 17a
Exons: 20
Coding region: 349-2829 (826 amino acids)
Biological process (GO): membrane protein ectodomain proteolysis; Notch signaling pathway
Cellular component (GO): plasma membrane
Molecular function (GO): metalloendopeptidase activity
Source: RefSeq, a predicted model, not a curated record